Molecule: messenger RNA, 972 nt
Organism: Arabidopsis thaliana (thale cress)
Lineage: Eukaryota; Viridiplantae; Streptophyta; Magnoliopsida; Brassicales; Brassicaceae
Product: glycine-rich cell wall protein-like protein
Exons: 1
Coding region: 217-690 (157 amino acids)
Source: RefSeq, marked reviewed
ACUUGCAGAUUUUUUUUCAUUAGAUUCAUCACAUAAUAAUGAAUAGUAAAAUAAAUACGUGUCUAAUGCGUGUUCUCGUGUUAUUGCGUCUAUAAAGUCUUAACGAGAUGAGGCCUUAGAGUAAGAACUUAAACAGAUAUUUCAUAAGGAAAAUGAAGGGUGAGUUUUUCACAUUGAUGGCAAUAAUGUCUCUCCUCUUAGCCUUCUCGUUAGUCCAUGGAGGAGGAGAGUCUGGAACACCUUCUAAUGCAGCCGCUACCCCGACUAGCCCAACCGAAGGAUCCAGUGGUUCAAGUGGUUCAGCUCAUGGACCUAAUUGGGGAUAUAGUUGGGGAUGGGGUUCAGCCCCGGGAGGUGGUUAUGGCUAUGGUUCUGGUUCGGGUUCGUCACCAGAUGGAGGAGGAAAAGGGGCUGGAUUCGGGUUUGGUUCGGGGUCAGGUUCAGGAACUGGAUUUGGGUCUGGCUCGGGAGGAGGAGGAGCCACAGACGGUGGUUCUGGCCAUGGAAGUGGGACCGGACACGCUGGUGAAGGCGGUGGCUCAGGAAGUGGAAAUGGUGAAGGAUCUCCUGGUCGUAGAGAGAGGAGCCAACACCGCUAAAAGAAGUUUUCUUGUUAUUAUUACUACCUUAACACAAUCACACAUGCGUAAGAUGAUAAGACUAAAAGAAGGAAAAAGAAAAAUACUAUAGUAGCAUCUUAAUUAAUUAAUGCAUAAAUAAGGACCAAAGGAAUAAGUAGUUGGGCUUUAAUUACCGCUGUACUUUGUAAUAUAACUAAACCUAUAAUAUAUUGUGUUCUUGCGCCAACCUAGUAUGCUAAUAUUUAAUACUGAAAGAUGAUGAUCAUAUACAAGUAGUGAAAAUAAAAUCUUCUCUUUAAAGUGGUAUGCUAUAUGAUAUGCAACUAGCAAAUGAAGGCUGGUUAAAACUCUCUGUACAAACUGAUUAUUCAAAGUGUUAAUGUAAGUCGAG